Gavialis gangeticus (Gharial) is the source of this 3009-nucleotide messenger RNA. RefSeq names its product calpain 10 (gene CAPN10). Gene Ontology annotation, cellular component: cytoplasm. The coding region runs from base 251 to 2269 and encodes 672 amino acids. The transcript has 13 exons. The record is from RefSeq and is a predicted model, not a curated record. Gene Ontology annotation, biological process: proteolysis. Gene Ontology annotation, molecular function: calcium-dependent cysteine-type endopeptidase activity. Lineage: Eukaryota; Metazoa; Chordata; Crocodylia; Gavialidae.
UAUUCCCCUGAUGGUUUGUCUGGUUGCUGUCUACCUUGGCGCGUCCAUUUAAGAGCCCAUGUGGCAGGGUUACUUCCUUAAGAGGGUAUAAUUCAGGUGCACUUCUCAGAUGUUUCAUGUGUCGUUUCUUUGCAGUAAUGGGUUUUUUGUGGCCAAGGGCUGGCUUGGACUAGAGUUGCCGCUAUGCCUCAAGCUGUAGCGAGGAAACAAGAUUAAUUGGAGAUGUAAGCACUUGGACGCUGUGUUGAAAAUGUUGGGAGACAGAGUGCAGUCAGAUGCAAAAAGAGACCUUUAUAAUGACCCCACGUUUCCAGCCAAUGAUUCCUCCCUCUUUUUUAACUAUUCCACCCCACUUGCGCAGUUCAGAGGGGAGAUCUCCUGGCUGAGACCGCAGGAAAUUUGUUCUGUUCCUCGAUUAUUUUCAGACAAUCCACAAGAGGUUCAAGUAAAACAAGGGGUUUUGGGAGACUGUUGGUUCCUCUGUGCCUGUGCUGCUUUGCAAAAGAGUAAAUACUUGCUCUCUAAGGUAAUUCCCCCUGGUCAACCCAGUUGGACAGAUGAGAAAUACAGAGGCUGCUUCACUUGUCGAAUCUGGCAGUUUGGACACUGGAUGGAAGUAACCGUUGAUGAUCGCCUGCCUUGCCUUGGGGGUAAACUCUGCUUCUCCCAGUGUCAAACAGAAGAUGUAUUUUGGCUUCCGCUCCUGGAAAAGGUCUAUGCCAAAGUUCAUGGGUCUUAUGAGCAGCUGUGGGCAGGCCAGGUAGCAGAUGCUCUAGUAGAUUUGACUGGAGGUCUAGCUGAGAGAUGGACCCUGAAAGAUCCUGGAAGAAAAAUGGAAAAAGAAAGGACUGGUACAGUUUUGGAGAAGACUGUGUUUAGGAGACUGAUGAACCUGAAGGAACAAUGUGUAAUAAGUUGCUCAGUCCUCAGCUCCACGCAAGGUGCUAGCGAGCUGGGAGAAUUUCACGCCUUUAUUGUCAUAGAUAUGCUGAAUCUCUCCAAAGUCUCAGGCAAGGAUAUCAUUCUGCUCCGUAUACGAAACCCUUGGGGGAGGCGCUGCUGGAAAGGGCCAUGGCGGGAAGGUGGUCAAGGAUGGAGUCAGCUGGAUCCAGUAGUUGCUUCAGAACUGCUGUCGCAGAUCCAGGAAGGAGAGUUCUGGGUUGAGGAGGAGGAGUUUUUCAAGGAAUUUGAUGAGAUUACCACAGGGUUUCCAAUCACAGAAGAGGGACAGCUUCAGAGCCUUUAUACAGAGAAAGUGCUCAGUCAUACACAGAAUCUCUUUGGAUCAUGGGUGAAAGGCCAGUCUGCAGGUGGUUGCCGUAACAACAGCAGCUUUCCUUCCAACCCCAAGUUCUGGCUGAAAGUGUGUGAGCAGAGUGAGGUGUGCAUUGCUCUUCUGCAGAAACACAGGAAGUACAGUGCUGACUGGGCUGGACGAGUUCACACUCUGACCCACGUAGCAAAGGACAGUCCAUCUUUGGCAGAAGGCAUCCAAGGGAAGAAUUACCAGGCUGUGGGACUGCAUGUCUGGAAGGUGGAGAAGAGGCGGUUUAAUCUGCCAAAGACUCUCUCUGCUCCUCCUGUUGUAGGCAGUGUGUGCCAUUCCUAUGACAGAGAAGUCCAUGUGUGCUGUGAUCUUUCUCCUGGUUAUUACCUUGUUGUCCCCAGCACCUUUCUGAAGAAUGCAGAGGGGCACUUUCUGCUUCGUGUGUUCUCAACAGGGAGAAUCUCUCUCAGUGAGAUAAAACCACCACCCAUUGAUGCUGCCCUCUGUGAAGAGCUCCCACCAGGUGAAUGGGAGACAGUGCAGCUGCAGGGAUGCUGGAAAAACGGUCACAGUGCUGGAGGUAGCAGGAACUUCCCCUCCUUCCAUACCAAUCCCUGCUUUCCCCUCUCCGUCUCUGCAGGAAUAGGAGAGAGUUGCGUGAAAGUCACCCUUCGCCAGCACUGUCAAGAUAGCAAGUGUCAUCCAAUAGGGUUUCAUAUUUUUCAGAUACCUAACAGCAACUGGAAACCACAUGCUGCUUUUUUUCUGCAGUUGGAGCCACUGGUUAGCUGUGUACCUCAUUGCUAUUCACAAGAAGUGAGCCAACUGUGCAGACUUUCUGCAGGGAAUUAUGUAAUUGUACCCUCUACAUACUUGCCUAAUACAGAGGGGAAUUUCACAGUUAUCAUAGCAACCAAAAUAGACAGAAAACGCAUUCAGAGCCAAGAGACACUUGGACAUGUUUUGCAAGAAGUCUCCUUUACAGCUGUGAUGAAAAAGUAACGUGACAUCCUUGUGUUGAUGUGACAAAUGGUUGAAAGUCUAGAACUGUCUGACCUCUGGUUGGCUUCAGUUUGAAAUGAAGUACUUGGGAAGGACUUUGGAGUCCACAGAGUUUUCCCAUCAUGUGUCAACCCUGUGCUGACUUGUCUGUAAAGAUACCUCUUUUACCAUAUGUAUCAUGAUGAGCAUUUGUUCCCUCUGUAUGUUUUACAACCAGCAUCAUACAACUGGACUUUGUAUUGUACCUCGGCUCUUCACUAAUAUGAAUGAAGACUGCACGUUUGAACCCAAGCUGCAAUUUUAAAACCGAAUCAAAAGAAGAAAAAGAAAAUAUUUAUGCAUAUCUAAAGAAAGAAUAUUGGGUGAAAAAUAUCAAAGUUUACAGAACAACCUCAGGAGACCAAGGGAUGAGAACAACUGGAAUCCUUUUUUCAGGAAGAAGACUGUAGGAGCCAACAAAUUACACUGGAGUAGGAAAAGACCUGAUCUAUAUCUUACACUGCCAGUUUAUUUCUGAGCACUUUAUCAUGGUUCCUGCUACUAUGACUAUUUCUUUAAGUUACAGAUCAGUGAAGCUUGGAAGGAGUUUUUGGUUUGUUUUUUGUGUGUGUGUUCUGUGAAUACCUGGGAGGAAAAGGAUGAAAGACUUUUGCUGAGAUUUUUUGUUCCAAAAUUCUGUACAUUGUACUUUGUAGCCAGUAUCGAGAAUAUUGUGUUCAGAGGGACCUUCCCUCUCUGUA